Molecule: messenger RNA, 1365 nt
Organism: Kluyveromyces marxianus DMKU3-1042
Lineage: Eukaryota; Fungi; Ascomycota; Saccharomycetes; Saccharomycetales; Saccharomycetaceae
Gene: STP22
Product: ubiquitin-binding ESCRT-I subunit protein STP22
Exons: 1
Coding region: 1-1365 (454 amino acids)
Biological process (GO): endosome to lysosome transport; protein transport; protein modification process
Cellular component (GO): ESCRT I complex
Molecular function (GO): ubiquitin binding
Source: RefSeq, a predicted model, not a curated record
AUGAAUAACGUUCCAGUUCCACAACAAGUUCUUGAUUGGCUUUUUAAGGUUUUACAACCGACCUACAAAGAUCCUAAAUCUACUUUCCAUGACGUUGUUCAAGUGUUAGCACAUUUUAAAUUAAGACCGAGGACACGAGUUUUUACAUUCCCAGAUGGGUCAUCCGCUCUAUUAUUAUCACUAUAUGGGACACUUCAAGGCGUCCCAAUUGUUAUUUGGGUUCCUAAGACAUAUCCAGAGACCAUACCGUACGUUUACUUAGACAUAGAUUCAAUCCCAAUCCAUCAGAAAUUGAGUGUUAAUCAAUAUAUGGAUUCUAAUGGUAAGUUUUAUUUACCAAUUUUCUCAGAAUGGAAAGGGACACCUGGUACCAUGCUGAAACUAACACAGCAGUUGCUGGAAAUAUGGAAAACGGCAUAUCCUCUAGUCAAUAACAUUAUUAACGCAUCAAACGUACCCCCAAUUCCAGCAAAGGUCCCUGAACCGAGCAACCCAACUGUUACAAAAUUAGUAGAUAACAACCUAGAAAACAGAGAAGAAGAAACUCGUAAACCAGAGAUACCCGCCAAACCAAUAUCUUUACAACCAAUUAGUACCAACUUUAAAUCACACGAACAAAAUAUUCCACCAAAAGUUCCGAUUCGGCCUUUUCAAUCAACUGUGGAAUAUAGUGCACCUAACUCACCUUCCCCACCUAAGAUACCGCCCAGAGAUUAUGAAUCUACAAACCCUGCUAUAACCUCUCCUACUGGAAAAACACCUCAUGCAUUGAGCCAUAAAGCACUUUCACCACCAAUAUCGCAGAAAGAAGAAACUUCUUUCACUUUUACCCUUCCUCCAGACUUGAUAGAUGAUUUUAUAGAUGUCAAUCCAAACUCUUCGCACAAUGAAUUACUGGAUGCUUUGCAUGGAUUAAUUGAAAAACUUACAAUUCAGGACUCUAAAGAACUUCAUACGAAUAUCAGAAGACAUGAACAACAUAUCAAAGCAGUGCUUGAUAAAUACUCUUCACAUUUAGGGUUUGAAAGGAAUGUUUUGUUACAAUUAAGACAAACACUACAAGAUAACACCGAAAUUGUUACGGAGGAGAUUAAACAACUAGAUAUGGAAAUAAAGAAGGCACAACUUCUAGAAAAUGAACUUGAUCCUGCUCUAAUAGCUAUCCCUGAAACACCAGCGUUUGUCCAAUUGUAUAACUUGGUUGCCAAAGAUCAUGCACUACAUGAUGCGAUCGAGGUUGUUUCCCAACUAUUCCACAGAAAGAAAAUUAGCAUUACUAUGAUGGUAAGAAAGACGAGGGAGCUAUCAUCGGAGCAGUUCAAAACUAGAUACUUAAUAUCUAGGAUUACUGCAUUAUUAGACUAA